Messenger RNA from Aspergillus costaricaensis CBS 115574, 2734 nucleotides. RefSeq lists its product as uncharacterized. Gene Ontology annotation, cellular component: plasma membrane; eisosome filament. Gene Ontology annotation, molecular function: lipid binding. Gene Ontology annotation, biological process: negative regulation of protein kinase activity; endocytosis; eisosome assembly. The record is from RefSeq and is a predicted model, not a curated record. The coding region runs from base 188 to 2641 and encodes 817 amino acids. The transcript is spliced from 4 exons. Lineage: Eukaryota; Fungi; Ascomycota; Eurotiomycetes; Eurotiales; Aspergillaceae.
CUUUUGCUCUCGUUUUGGAAUGACAUUACUCUCUGUUUUUGACGACAAUGCUACCUACUAGUUACAAUUUACAUUUCCCCAAGAACUAAGGCCUAUCGAUAUCCUAUCAGCUAUACUAUACAUACUAUACACUCACCCACACUUCUCCACAGCAUAAACCCAACGAACCAGAAGACGAAAGAGAAGAAUGUGCCUCCCACCCCUCUCCGACUCCCUCUCCCUCCCCAAACUCCUCAAUCUAAACCUCGACUCUUCCUCCUCGCGAUCCUCCUCUCCCUCACCACCACCACCACGAUUCCACGAUCGUCAUCACCACCACCAUAGUAGCCACCACCACCACCACUUCCGCAGACGACGAAGAUCCAACAGCUCAUGCAGCACCUGCAGCGACACCACCAGCUCCAGUUCCACCACGACCUCCAUCUCCAUCCGCCCCCCACCGCGAAGCUACCAUCCCCCACAACCGUCUCGCAAGCCUCCGCCUCCACCUGCUCUUCGAGAGCGGGAGCGAGAUACUUACCGAACGAGUCGGAGUAAGGUUCGAGAUGUCGAGGAGACAUUCAUCCCGCUGCCGCCGGCGAGGCCUGUCAGGAUUGCGAGGCCGUGGCCGCGGCCGAGAUUACCGCCCCUGCCUCCGCCGGUGGUGAUUGAUGUCAGAGAGAGGGAGAGGGAGAGGGAGUUCUGUCGGUUGCCGGAUGUGGAGGCGGAGGAGGUGGAGUGUGUGGGGGUUUUUGAGCCUGAGCCUGAGCCUGAGGAGCGGGAGAGGGUGGAGGAGUGGGUGGUUAUGAGGGAGAGAGGGGGGUGGAGGAGACCUAGUGGUGGCGGUGGUGCUACAAUUAUUAGGGAACGGGGGAGGUGGAAGGAGGUAGUUGAGGAUGAGGAAGUGGAUGAGGAAGUGGAUGAGGAGGUGGAUAGGGUUGAGGAGGAUAGUAGGAGGAAGGUGAGGGUUGAGAUCUGCCAUCCGUCCGUUCCAGAAGAAGUAUCAUUCGAGGAAGGUGCAAUCCUUUUUCUAUCAUUGAAUCGCAACCUCUCCCACAGGAGGAGAAGCUCAUUGACUGCUCGUCCCCGGUUCCGCUUCUCUACGCUGCGCGGCUUUCAGCAGCCCGAGCUGAGCAAGAAGCUGAACCAGGUCAUUAAGAACGAGAAUGCUGCCAUCGGUGCUCAUGAGAAGGCCAGUCGCGAGCGCGUGUCUAUUGCAUCCCAGUUGUCUGAAUGGGGUGAAUGGACUGAAGACGAUGCUGUCGCCGAUAUCACCGACAAGUUUGCUGUCCUGAUGGCCGAGAUUGGCGAACAGGAGGAUACCUUCGCUCAGUAUCUCGAGGAAUACCGCAUCGUGCUGAAGCAGAUCCGUGACACGGAGAACUCGGUCCAGCCGUCCCGCGACCAUCGGGCUAAGAUCGCAGACGAGAUCCAGAGACUCAAGUGGAAGGAGCCACAUAGCCAUAAGAUUGACACUCUGGAACAGGAGUUGGUCAGGGCGGAGGCUCAGAGUCUCGUUGCUGAGGCGCAGUUGACUAAUGUGACCAGGUCGAAGCUCAAGGAGGCAUUAGACAUCCACACUGCUGCGGUCAUUGAACGAAACGAGAAACAGAUCUUGCUUGCUCGUCAUGCGCGUCGCGUUCUGGAACAACUGGACGACACCCCUGUCGUUCCUGGUGACUCCCCACGCGAAUAUGAUCGCACAUCUUCUACAAGACAAAUCCUUGAGGAGGCUGAGAAUGAUCUCCGUUCUUGGGAGAGCACCACCGUGCCUAUCCAGAGUGCGGCAGGGGAGCUCCCGGACAGUACCCUUUUGCCAACUGCCGCCCGUAGAGCUACCAAUGGUCGCGCAUCAUAUGCGGCUGACACAGCCGUCUCGGACUCUGUGCGGGACGUCAACGGUUCUGCGGAAGCUUCUUACGUCAAUGGCGCUGGUCAUGAGAGAUAUACAAAUGGCACUGGUGUGGAGCAAUAUGCCAAUGGCACUGGCCAGGAGCGAUACGUUAAUGGCUCUGGCCAAGAACGAUAUGUCAACGGUACCGGCCAGGAACGCUAUGCCAAUGGCACUGGCCAGGAAAGAUAUGUCAAUGGGAACGCUGCGGAGCGACAAGCCAAUGGAACUGGCCGGGAACAGUAUACUAAUGGUACCACCACAGGGGCCUAUGUUAAUGAAGGCAGUGCGCGAUAUGUCGAGGGAGUCGCGCCGGAGGAGUAUGUGGAUCGAAGUGCCACAGAAGAAUAUUCUGGCCGUGCUCAGGAGCAGAGCGCCACCGGUGUCACUGAAGAGCAGUAUAGCAGCCGUGCUCAAGAGCCGGUCGCCGCCAGUGCUGGCGAGGAGCGAUACCCCGGUCGUCCUCUAGGACAGGUCUUUACCAGCGCUGCCGAUGAGCGGUAUGCCACCGGUGGCACAGAAGGACCAUCCGUCCCCGCUGUUGAGGAGCAGACCACUCCUGCUGCCGCACAGGACAUAUACUCCAGCCGGACAGGCGGAGAUCAGGUGGCAGAUGGAUCUGUCCGGGAGGAGACUCUAAAAACAGAGGAGGAAGAGGAAGUGCGACGAGCACCAGAUCCACGCCUCUCAUACACCUCACGAGGCUCCGAAGCUCCGCAAAUAAUCAGCCCAGUCCCAGUGCAGGCCCAUCCUGUGGCAGUCCCCAUCUGAGCUGAGGACUGGGGGUAGUGUAUUGGUUUCUAGCUAUGCUCGUUAUCUGUAGUUGUAGUUCUAGUACGUACGGUAUUUGGCUUAUAUGUGUAU